CUAGCAAUAUAAGAAAUUCCCUGCAGCAAUCAUGCGGAGAAUCUUAAUAUCCGAUCGACUCAGGCUACAUUGCAUUGUCCACGAAUUCAGAAAUGCUUUAGUAGCAGGUGCAGAGAAGAUUGAAAAUAGAAAUACAACUGAGAAGGGAUCUACAAAAUCUGGUGUUGUGGGAGAGACUUCGAUUGAUUUUGCUGAAUAUGUUGAUGCAAUUAAAACUUGCAAUGUUUCUCUUCCUCUCCAGAAUUCAAAUUCAAAUGCAAUGUUGCACGUAUCAAUACAAAGGCAGCUAGAAAAUGCGGAUCCGCAAAGAGUGGUGAAAGAAAACGAUAGCUUGGUGAAAAGGUCAUGGGGUCAAGAUUUGAAAUCCCAUUUAAGUAUUGAAGCAGAUGAAAGUCAUAAAAGUGAUUCACAAGAGGAAGGUCCAUUUGGUAAAGCUUCCCGGAUUGCUGAAUUGAGGCGUCGAGCAUCGAUUGAAUCUGAUAAGCCUCAUAUAUCGGAAUCCGAGUGGUCAGGAAGUUCUGACCAGGGAAUCAGUACUGAUGACUCCAUGAAUAGUUCAAACGAUGCCAGCCUGAGAGACACAACGAAAAGUUCUUCGGAUGACGAGGUAGACAAGCUCAAAGCCGAGCUCGUAGCUUUGGCAAGGCGAGCAGAUCUUUCAGAACUAGAGCUACAGAGCCUGCGGAAACAAAUUGUUAAAGAGACCAAAAGAAGUCAGGAUCUCCUGAGAGAGGUCACUAGCCUGAAACAGGAGAGGGAUUCGCUGAAGGUAGAUUAUGAGAGUAUUAAAGCAUCUGACAAGCGAAAGGAAGAGGCAAAAAUUAGGAACAAGUUGCAGCUUGAAGGAAGGGAUCCACACGUUCUUUUAGAAGAAACCCGAGAAGAACUGGAUUAUGAGAAGGAUCUGAAUUCUAAUCUACGAUUACAGCUUCAAAAGACACAAGAGUCAAACACCGAGUUGAUCCUUGCUGUGCAAGAUCUAGAAGCUAUGGUGGGGCAAAGAAGUAAGAAAACAGUUGGUCUUCCCAGACCAAGAACCUGCGAGAGGAACACCGAAGAAUCAAGGAGAAGGCCCUGCACAAGUGAGACAGAUGACGAUGAGGAUCAAAAGGCACUGGAUGAGCUUGUGAAGGGACACAUGGAUGCAAAAGAAGCACACGUACUGGAGCGAAGGAUCACUGACCUCUACAAUGAGAUUGAGAUUUAUAAACGAGACAAAGAUGAUCUUGAGAUACAGGUAGAGCAGCUUUCUCUGGAUUAUGAGAUACUUAAGCAGGAAAAUCACGAUAUCUCAUAUAAGCUAGAGCAAAGCCAAAUUCAAGAACAGUUGAAGAUGCAAUAUGACUGUUCAUCUUCUCUUGUAAACGUGAACGAGCUUGAAAAUCAUGUCGAGAGCCUAGAAGCUAAGCUCAAGAAGCAGUCCGAGGAUUUCUCUGAGUCCUUAUGCCGCAUUAAAGAACUUGAAACGCAGAUCGAGGGCAUGGAAGAAGAAUUAGAGAAACAGGCUCAGAUAUUUGAUGCAGAUCUUGAAGCUGUCACACGUGCUAAAGUGGAGCAAGAGCACAGAGCUAUCGAAGCCGAAGAAGCCCUGAGGAAGACGAGGUGGAAAAAUGCUAGUGUAGCAGGCAAAAUACAGGACGAGUUCAAGAGAAUCUCUGAGCAGAUGUCUUCUACGUUAGCAGCAAAUGAGAAGGUGACUAUGAAAGCAAUGACCGAAACCCGCGAACUGCGCAUGCAGAAGCGUCAGCUAGAAGAACUUCUCAUAAGCGCUAACGAUGAACUCGGAGCAAAUAGGGUAGAGUAUGAAGCAAAGCUCAACGAGCUCUCGGGAAAGACGGAUCUUAAGACGAAAGAGAUGGAGAGAAAGUUAGUGGAUCUUGUGGAAAAAUCCAAGGAUCUAGAGAAUCAAAAGAAGCAAGAAGAAGAUAUUAAUGCAGAUCUAACACAGCAGAUCAAAAGGCUGAAGGAUGAGAUUGAAAUCUUGAGACUUGAGUUGGAAGAGAUGAGCAAAUCAAGUAUGGAGACUAAGGCAUCUUUGGCGAAAGAGUUACACCGAAUCAAAGAUGAUAAAGAAGCAGUCAUUACUGGUUUAAAAUCAGAACUAGAAACCGCAAUAGUGCAAUGUGAUAAUCUAAAGCAUUCUUUAUCCGACAAUGAAUCAGAGAUCGAGAAGCACAGAAAGCAAGUUGUACAAGUGACAAGCGAGCUAAAGAAAAAAGAAGAAGAAAUGGCAAAUCUAGUGAACAGAGAAGCAGCAGCUAACAACAUGACAAAAACCGAGCAAGGAAUGAACGCAGAAAGAAUAAAAAUGCUCGAGGAACAAAUCAAACUAAAGGAAAAUGCUUUGGAAGCCUCUUCGAAGAUGUUCAUCGAAAAGGAAAAGGAAUUGAAGGACAGAAUCGAAGAAUUGCAGAUUAAACUCUACGAGCGAAGUCAAAAUAGCCAAGAGGCUGGUGAAGGUCCAGAAGCAAUUGCUUUGCAAAACAGAGAAGCCUUGCCAUUGAAUAAGAGAUUUGGUAAAAGAAGUAGCGUCACUAAGAGAGCAAAAUGGAUUGAUGGAGAUGGAAUUGAAGGAGAUGCAAGAGAGAUAUUCAGAGAUAAGUCUAAGAUUUGCAGAAGUUGAAGGUGAGAGACAACAACUUGUUAUGACUGUACGUUAUCUUAAAAAUGCCAAGAAGCGAUAAAACCGAUCAUCUUCU
Molecule: messenger RNA, 2699 nt
Organism: Arabidopsis arenosa
Lineage: Eukaryota; Viridiplantae; Streptophyta; Magnoliopsida; Brassicales; Brassicaceae
Source: the annotation of a GenBank genome assembly